UGAGUCGGUGAGUGUAUGUACUUGCAGUAGUAGUUCAAGCCUCUAGGACAGUAACGGAGGAGGAAGAAGACGAAGAAGAGGGAAACAACUUCUACGUACAUAGAACGCAAGAAGCAAGCAACGAGUUACCGAGAGUUGCUACUCGAAGCAGUUCAGUUGUGUCGAGCAGCACGAAGAAAGAAAGACCAGCACACAUAGGAAACUGCGGACGAAUUAUCCCAACGAAUCACUAGUGAGUGAAUGACUGACUCUGGUGAGUGACUCUGAUGCCAUCCGGAAAUCCGAAUCCUCACCCCCAAUAGCACAUGGUGGCAGGCCUACCAACGGGAUCAUGUCCAUCUUAUUAGUGGCUCUUGGCUGAAAACGAACACCAUCGCUUACUAAUAGACAUUCUGAUUGAUUAGUGGGCACUUGAGGAUUGAUUUUUGGGUCAUCUAUCAAACCUUACCUACCACCACCUCCACUACCCCUUCCGGAACAACCGCAACAACAGCAACAACAACAAUCCCCUCUGAUUAACCACCAAAUCCGAACAGAUCCAUGCAUGGGACUGCCAAUGUGACGGAUAUUUUGCUUUCAUCAUUAUGAAGAGUCCAGCUGGGAUGUCCAAAACGAUGCUUCUGGAGCUCAAACCGAGAAGAAGUGGUGGUGGCAAUUUCAACAACAACAACAACAACAAAUGUACCAACGGAACGUUGGCUCAAUGAGUGAUCUUCAGACCAAGUGUUCAUUUCCAAGCUAGGAUCAGACCAACAUGGUUGUCGCGUUAAUGUGACAAAAGCUCGCGUGAUUCCAAUCAAAUUCAUAUGACACAUCCUCCACUGCCCUUGUCCGCAACUUUGGUCCAUGGUAUUGAUGAGGCACAGAGUGCGAAGAAGACGACGAAAAAGCCUCUGGAGUCCACUUCGAUCCAUUGCUCAGUUGGUCGAAGGAGUUGUUGCUGUAGGAGGAGGACGAACACCAGGACAGUUCUUGAGCAGUCCUUUUAAGUCGGUGACCCCCACACGUUUCUACAAUUCCUUGACGUCGUCGUCAUCGUCGUCAUCAUCAUCAUCAUCCUGAUCGUCAUCUCCCUCUUCUGCUCCUCCUGGUGCUGCUUUUCCAUGCCUUGUAACUCUUGAUCGGCUUGUCAAGACCGGAUUCAUCUGUACUUGCAUUGAAGUGACUUGCUCUCAGGGAAAAGUUGUCGAUCCACUUCUGAAUCUAUGACCGCCACCAUUACAACGACUACCCAAAGUCUUACUGCCUGUUGUCUCGGACAUCAUCUUCAUCACCAUUCCAUGGCCCAGCACCAAGUCCAAGUAGUCGACCGCCGGGGCAUUCUUCUUUCACUCAAGAAUUAGAAAUUGGAGAGAAGAGGUGCGCUCUGAAAUCUGGCCCGGGUCCUCCACCUACUCAAGUGCAUAUUAGGACUUCUUCAGGGCCACAAACCACAAACCAAUAACAUCAGGGGCAGAAAAUAACGCACGGGGCAAAGAUCAAACCGACCAGGAAUCACAAUCAUCAAAUAAGGAGUUACCACAUUGGCGCCGAGACCUGUCUCUAAAUCUGAAGUGUAAGUGCGUGUGUUUUCAGUGCCAGUGACCAAAGAAUGUGAGUGUGUGAAGAGAAAGAGAGACAGAGGGAGAGCAGAAUACUAUUCACAACUUGUACCACAAGUUCUACCUUUGGUUGUUCGAUGAUGAUCACCCUUGUUACCGCCAGUGGGUGAGUGUAGCAGUAUUCAUCUGCAUCUCAACCACCACUUCUUCGUCUCCUUCAUUGCCGCCACCACCACCACCGAUUCCACCACCACCACCACUACCUUCUCCUUCUCCUCCUCCUCAGAUCUUGCAUUGCCAACUUUUAGCCUUAGAAGCCGUGCUUGGACUAGAACAACAUUGAAUCAUAGAGUGCGUUUGUGGCAAUUCGAGUGUGAGAAGAGGACUUGUAGUGGCAACGUCGGUCGCGUGGUCGUCAAUUCCUGUCAAAAGUCCAGACCGCCUCACUCACCUGAAAUUCGAAGUCAUCUGAUCCAAUGACAUUGUGGAGAAACAAGUCGUCCAGAUUUAGAAGUGUGCUGUGAUCUAACAACCUGGUUGGUUGCCUGUGGCGCAAAAAAAGAUACACAACUAUCAACCUGAACUGGCCUCUCGUUUUUGAGGAGUUGUGGUGUGGUAGUUGGUGAGUGCGUAAGCAAGUGAUUCAGUGAAUGAGUGAGUGAGUAGUGCCACCAGCUCUUUCUCCGGCCUUCAUAGGCUCAGGGCCUCCUCCAGUUUUUGACCAUGGGGGAAAGGACGAGGCUCAAGAAGUAACCACCAGAGCGCCAUCUCGAAUUCGAUAUCCGACAGGCACUCUGCCAAUUUUGACAGUGAUCACUGACUCGCUGAAACAACGAUGGGGAAUGCCUUGCCAUGUGGAGGGGAUUCGUCAUCUUCCAGGGGAUCACCUGGAACACGGGGAGGACUUCUCUCCAAUAACAUCAGUGGAUUCUCAUCCAGAUCCUCUGGUUCCAUUGUUGGUGGAGAUCCAGGGAAAAAUGAACACAACAACAGACUGGGAUGCAACAAUUCAAUCCUUUGGCGUCACGAUUCCAUAGUGAACUUUCGCCAGCAUUUACGGGUUCGGCGACCAAAACUGCGGGCGGUUUUGGCUCUCUCUAAACAAGGGCAUCUCUAUGACACGGUCAAAUGGGCAUGUGAUCGGCUCAAUGUGGAGUCCAGUCACGCCCCAAGUACAGAUACGGCCAUUGCCGCGUGUAAAGAUGGUGUGAUUCCUAGCCUCCUGGUGUUGGAUUGUCGCAAUUACCGGAACAUUGAUGCAGAGGCUGUGGCUAAGGCCGUUCAUCAAAAUGUCGUCAGCGAGGUUACAGUCAUCGUUGGCAUUGUUAAAAAGAGUUUCUAUGAUAAGGAGGAGAUAGUAAUCGAAUCUCAUCUCUCGGCUGGCUUUUCCCGGAUCCUUCUGGACUCAAGUAGCCGCGGGUAUUGGCUGAAUGAAUUGGCUUGGAUUCUGCGGAAUGAUUGCGAGAAUGCCCUCAAGUCUCAAUGCUUUGAGACCAUGUUGUCAGCCCUCAACAACUGCCGUGAUAUCGUUCAGAUCACAGAUGACGAGAACAAACUCAUGUUUAGUAAUCUGGCCUCCGAGAGGGUCUUGGGAUUCAAAGAUGACGACGUGAAGGACCGAAGUCUGUGGGAGCUUCAAACCAUCAGUGGUCUCGCCGAGAACAGUAUGACUGAGAAAGAAUCGACUUUGUUAAUGCAUGGAAGCGAAAUUGUCCGUCAGAAGUUGGAUUUGGGCAAAUCUUGGGAUGGCUUUCUUAGUUGUAAGAGGAAAACCGGUGACUUCAUUCAAUUGGAAACGAGGGCCAUUCCUAUAUCCAUUGUGUCAAAAGGGUCUCCCGACCACAUAGUGUAUGUGAAGCAGCCUCCUCCUUUGUUCAGGGAAAAAUCGUUCUCGGAAUUAUACGAGACCCCUCCAAUUCCACAAAAUACGUCAGUCCCAGGUCAGGCUUCAAGGAAAAGUCUCAAGUCUUUCAGAAAUGCUUCCUGUGAUGUUGCUGCCCUUAUGGGAGAUGCCCCAACAAGUGGCCAUCAUGGCUUUCGAAGGCAGAGCAAUGCCAAAAUGCAUUCCCUUUCCGUGGAAGCCCCAAUCACAAAAGUAAUCAACAUCAUUUUGGCUGCACAGGAGAAUUCUCCACUCUACAUUGCUCAGGCACUCGAUCGCGUCCUCGACAUUCUGCAAGCCACAGACUCCAUAAAUCUGUUCUCCCCGGAAGUGGAACGUGAGCGUAAGAAGAAAACGGAUGCAGUCACCACGGAUUUACUGGGAGCUUUGCUUGCGCACGGGCCCAAACCCUUUGAGGCAUCAGGCACAUCACUAUCCCGAAGUAAUUCGGUUAUUAGUAGGCAAAGUUCGGUCUUAAGAACAUCUUCCAGACGAAGACGAAAUUCCACGAGAGACGUUCUAAAUCAGCGCCGAAGUUCUUCCGAGACCGGGUCUGCCAAGUUGGCCAAUGUUUCCGGAGCUCACGCUGGCCACCGACCAUCAAUGCCAAAUCUGGACAACUCGCCCAUUCAGCUCCGAGAAUUGCUCGAAAAGAGCGAUACCUGGUCCCAUUUUAACAUCCUCGAAUUGGAACAACUGACUGAGAAACGAUGCCUUCUGUGGCUGGGCAUGUCCACUUUGUUACGGUUUGAGGUACACAAAACACUGAAGUGCUCAGAGACCACGCUGCAGAACUGGUUGACCGUCAUUGAAGCCAAUUACAAGACUUCAAACACCUACCAUAACUCCACCCACGCUGCGGACGUCCUCCAUGCCACCGCGUGCUUCCUCGAUUCUCCCAAGGUCAAGGACUAUUGCGAUGAGCUGGAUGAGGCCGCGUGUCUCAUAGCCGCCGUCAUUCACGAUGUUAACCAUCCGGGCAGGAAUAGUGCCUUCCUCUGCAAUUCCGGUAGCGAAUUGGCCUAUUUGUACAAUGACAUCACGGUAUUGGAGAACCACCAUGCCUCUUUGGGUUUCAAACUUUCCACGUCGGACAAGCGCGUGAACAUCUUUGACAACUUGGACAGGGACACGUACAAGCUCAUGAGGCAAAGUGUCAUCGACAUGGUGUUGGCCACCGACAUGUCCAAACAUUUUGUUCACGUCAAUAAGUUUAAUAGUGUCUUCGGAAGGACCAUGUUGAAGGAGGACGACAAUGCUUCAGGGCAAGGGAUCUCCAUGAUGAGAUCACCCGGAGGCAACGCUGGACCAACUCAAGAUGGCGCCAUCAGCCCCGUGAAUUCGGAAUAUAUGAUCCACGAUGUGCCAAAUACUGCUGAGAAUGUGGCCAUACUUAAACGGAUGAUUAUUAAAUGCGCCGACAUAUCAAAUCCCGCACGGCCCCUUAAAAUCUGUCAGGCUUGGGCUUACCGUAUAGCCGAAGAGUAUUUUACUCAGACUGACGAUGAGAAAAAACUGGGACUCCCCGUCGUGAUGCCCCAAUUCGACCGCACGACCUGUUCUAUUCCAAAAUCUCAAAUUGGCUUUUACGACUUCUUCAUCAUUGACAUGUUUGAGAUGUGGAAUGGAUUCACCGACCUCCAAGAGCUCAUGGAUAUCAUAAACUCCAAUUAUUCCUAUUGGAAACUGGAGUGCGAGCGUGAAGAAAGUGGUGAGAAGAAGCACAAGAUCCCCGGAGAUCACACUUUUGAUGAGCAAGAGGAAGACAAUCACGCCAAAGCUGACAUAGACACCCAGUUAGAGACGAUUGACGAAGUCAGGAAGACAGACAUCGAUACGCUAUUGAGUCCCCAAGAAUCUUGAGCUCACCUUCUUUUGACUUUUGGCCUUACAAAACGACGACACCCGGAUUGAGGAGUCGCACAGGCGGACAUACCGCAGAAGUACACCUCGGGAUAAUAUCCCACGCGGGAUCACGCAACCUCAAAUAUGGUGCCAAAUUCUUCGUUAAUUACCCUCAUUUAUCCGUGAUACCUGAUAAUCAUCUUUCUCUAUCACUAAAUGAACAAAGGACUAUUAUGAUUACUAUCACCACGAUCAUUUUCGUCAUUUUACUAAUACUAUUGUCAUUAUUAUAAUUCUUAUCAUUGCUGCUUCUACUAUCACCACUACAAUUAUUAUCAUCAUUAUCAAUACUACUACUAUAACCACUACUUUUACUAGUACUACUACAACUACAACUACAACUACAACUACAACUACUUCUACUUCUACUUCUACUACUACUACUACUACUACUACUGCUAUUGCCACUACACCUACAAUUAUGCUUACUCCUACUAAUACCAAUACUAUAACUGCGUACCAAGUGUUGUUCUUCUCGCAUUAGCCUUGUUUGUGAACCCUUUAAAAGUGAUUCAAUCGUGAUCCUGAACAAUAGUCACUCUCUACCAGAAAUGACUUCCUUAAUGCAAAAUUGGAAGUGUGAUAAUAAGGAUAGCCCUCAGGGUCUCCGGAGGGUUUCCAGCCCCCUUCACCUCUUCCUCCGACAUGUUCAUCAGCUUGUGUUCGCACCAGUGAAGCGUUAAACCACUCGCACAAGGAUUUCAAUCCGGAACUGGCUGGGCGGUGCUGUGUCCCCCGAUUUGAAGGAGUGUCACUAGAAGUUGUUUGGAGCCCUACCUCGAAAGACACGAGGUGUGUGGUGAUGCUGUUUAAUGUGAAAAUGUUAUCCUAUUUACACAGUGAGGCAAUACCUAUCGUCAAUGCAUCCACUGACUGACAUAACAUUUGCCCCCACGACCCUUUCCCUCUCCCGUUAUGAAGUGCUAAUUUUUUACCUUGUGUAACAGAAUGUAUUCUUCGAUGUAAAUGGAACAGAAAUCGUUGUGAGCCACCAAAUAAACAUAAUUGUGUCGUCAA
Messenger RNA from Tigriopus californicus, 6345 nucleotides. RefSeq names its product high affinity cAMP-specific and IBMX-insensitive 3',5'-cyclic phosphodiesterase 8A-like. Gene Ontology annotation, biological process: signal transduction; positive regulation of ERK1 and ERK2 cascade. The transcript has 18 exons. The record is from RefSeq and is a predicted model, not a curated record. Gene Ontology annotation, molecular function: 3',5'-cyclic-nucleotide phosphodiesterase activity. NCBI's taxonomy places the organism in Eukaryota, Metazoa, Arthropoda, Copepoda, Harpacticoida, Harpacticidae. Bases 2377 to 5286 code for a protein of 969 amino acids.